AUGAUCGACAAGGAGAAACGCGAGAUCCUGCCCACGUUGAUCACAAAGUCGUACGUGACGCGAAGAUUACCCACUCUGUUCGCAAUGGCUUUUGUGGGGAUCGGUUGGACUUUGAACGAAGUGGCAUUGGCAUGGAUUCAUGAACGCGUUCCCCGGGAUACACCACCGUUGCCUGAUUUAUGGUUUUCAUGGUUUCCCGAGGUCAGAGGAGCAAUCAGAAUCACUGAGUACAUUAUGAUCAUUCUUGUGGUGAACGCUGUCGUG
Messenger RNA from Ostertagia ostertagi, 264 nucleotides. The record is from the annotation of a GenBank genome assembly. Lineage: Eukaryota; Metazoa; Nematoda; Chromadorea; Rhabditida; Trichostrongylidae.